Messenger RNA from Camelina sativa (false flax), 875 nucleotides. RefSeq lists its product as uncharacterized. Lineage: Eukaryota; Viridiplantae; Streptophyta; Magnoliopsida; Brassicales; Brassicaceae. The record is from RefSeq and is a predicted model, not a curated record.
AUAGUUGAAUUAUUAUUUAUUUUUAUUACAAUUUUGAAAAUCAAAACCUCAACAAUUAUAUCGCAAAAUCUUAACAACUUUAACAAAGAAUUAGGGAAAACAAAUGUAUAUUAGUAGUAAAAAAAAAAGCUUAAACGACUUUACUCCCAUCUCUUUCACAGUUUCACUCAAAAGAAAAAGAGAGGACAUGGUCCAAAUGCCAAACAAGGCCGCCAGUAGUCCACCAAAGCGAUGGCUUGAACGCAUCAAAACAUUCUUUGAUGUUCCUAACCCGAGACUUGCUAGAAUUCUAUAUAUAAGCAGUUUUGCAACAUUCUUCUCGGGGAUUGCGUUUGCUUUUGAAUGGACAUUUCACGGCAAGAACCAUAGAGGAUUCCAAUGGAUCAUCUACUACGCCUUGUCCCUGAUCAUUCUACCUAUUAUCAUCUGGGUCGGUCUCGGUAUCACCAUGAUUGUUACCUCAAGCCACCACGUGUCAACGCAAGUUGCUAGCGUAGCAGUUGGAGAAGAAGAGUGUGUCAACAACAACAACAGUUCUGCCGGGAAGAGUGGAAAUGAAGAAACUAUAGAAAACAAUUGUGAGAGGUUGGCGAUUGUGGUUGAUGAUAUGGAUCGAGAAAAGUGCAACGGGAAGGUACUUGAGAAUAAGACCUCAACCGCAAAGCUAAAACGCACAGUUUCAUUCCCAUUGCAUAGUCAAGUGCGAUCAUGUCGGACUAGGUGAGUCUUCUCUCCGAUUCGCAGCCAUCAAUCCAUCUUCCAAAAGUUAAAGAAACAAAAAAUGUUCUUCUUAUUAGAAUUGUCCUUAUUGUUAUCCGACGCAUCUAUUAGCUGAUUGUUGUGUCGUGUUUCAUUUGAAUAAAUUGUUACACCGG